Molecule: messenger RNA, 423 nt
Organism: Guyanagaster necrorhizus
Lineage: Eukaryota; Fungi; Basidiomycota; Agaricomycetes; Agaricales; Physalacriaceae
Product: small nuclear ribonucleoprotein Sm D3
Exons: 5
Biological process (GO): RNA processing; spliceosomal snRNP assembly
Cellular component (GO): spliceosomal complex
Molecular function (GO): RNA binding
Source: RefSeq, a predicted model, not a curated record
CUCCGCCUCUCAACAAGACCGAGCAUAUAUACGAAAAACGAUGGCAACGUCAGGACUCGGUGUUCCAGUCAAAUUACUCCACGAAUCGCUGGGCCAUAUUAUAACAGUAGAGCUGAAAACGGGCCAGCUGUACCGCGGAAAGCUAGCGGAAGCUGAGGAUAAUCUGAAUAUAUCUCUCAAAGAAAUCACUGUCACUGCGCGGGAUGGACGUGUUUCCCAGCUAGACCAAGUGUAUAUUCGGGGGAGUAUGAUUCGAUUCUUCAUUGUUCCGGAUAUGCUGCAGAAUGCCCCGAUGUUCAAACGGGUUGGUCCCAAUGCUAUGAGAGGGAGAGGUAUUGGUACAGCACGUGGACGUGCAACCAUUAUGCGGGCAAAUGCCCGACGUGGUCGCGGUGUGGCGCCUACAGCUUCAAGAGGUAUUCG